AUGUCCCUCAUAUCCUCCGCCGCCUCUCCAAGCGCAACAAGCACCUCGUGCACCACAGCCGACUUCUCCGUCUUCCCGACCCAAGACAUAUUCUGCGGCGUAGGCAGCACAACGGGCGUCGCGUCCAACACGUCCUCCGCACUCAAACAAUGCUGCAAGGACGCACCGGUCGAGGAAUUCAACGGCUCAUGCGGAUACUACUGUCUCAGCUACGAACAGACGGUUGCUGAUCUGAGGACUUGCUUCAUGGACAACGGUGUCAACCCGAGGGAUAUUCUCUGCUCGGGGAACAAUACUGCGAGCGCGACGGGCACGCCUAGUGGUGGUGCGAGUCGCACGGGUAGUAGUGGUCCGGAUGCUACGGGCGAGGAUGGGAAGCCGGAUACGGGGGCUGCGGUGCAUGUGGGUGUGUCGAAGACUGCGGUGGGCCCACGUCCCCUCCCCCUCCUCGGCAACGUCCUCGCCAUACCCACAAAAAACGCCCAAUUCCAAUUCACAAAAUGGGCCUCCCAAUACGGCGACAUCUACAGCCUCAAGCUCUUCCACACCACCACCAUCGUCCUCAGCUCCCGGCGCCUCGUCCGCGAGCUCAUCGACAAAAGGGGAACGACAUACAGCAGCCGUCCACCCUUCGUCUUUGCAACAAAGUAUAUCGCGCGCGAUCCCGCGAAUAUGCCUCUAGUCGUCUUCAUGCCGUCGGGCGAGAAACUGAGGUUAUGCCGCAAGUUACUGGCGCAGUGUUUCAACGAGGCGAAAGUAGAGAAAGAGUACAUCGGACUUGUGGACGCGGAGGCUAGCCAGAUGCUGUGUGAUUUUGUGAAAGAGCCCGAGGAGUUCAUGGGGCAUACACUGAGGUUCGCGAAUAGCACUAUCAAGAGUCUAGUUUACGGAACAAGAACGAGACAUGCGGAGCAGCUGGAGGAGUACAAGGCUUGGUUUGACAAGUACGUUGCGUUGCUUGAGGUUGGUGCAACACCGCCUGUGGAUCUGCUACCGUGGUUGAUACAUGUGCCGCAGAGUAUAUGGACUGGACGCUGGAAGAAUUGGAAGGACAAGAGUGAGGAGACCAGCAAGGCUGUUAAUGCUGCGUUUACGCAGAUGGCGAAGCCGGUGUUGGAGAGGAGGAAACGGGGUGUGCGUGCGCCGACUGUAUAUGACUAUGUGCUGGAUGAGGGCGAGAAGGGGAUCGAUCUUACGAGAAGAGAUUUGGAUGUGUUUGCUGGGUCGCUAAUUGAUGCCGGAAGCGAUACGACGGCGUCUGCUAUACGAGUUUUCAUUCAGGCGAUGGCUAGGUAUCCGGAUGUUCAGGAACGAGCACACAGACAUGUUGAUGAGGUGGUGGGAAGCAUGCGGUCCCCCGGGUGGAGCGAUGUCGCGAGGUUACCGUAUGUCGUACAGAUUGUCAAGGAGGUCAUGCGUUGGAGACCUCUUGCGGCCUUGAUCAUGCGCUCUACUACUGCUGAUGACACGAUUGACGGCUACUUCAUCCCGAAGGGCACGACUGUUCUCAUGAACGUCUGGGCCUUGAACCAUGGCCCAUGUGAUGUCGACACUUGUGAAUCCCCAAUGUCGGUUUUCAAUCCUGAUCGCUACGAAACGCGUACGCACACUUCAGCUCAGUACGCAGCAUCUCCCGACAUUGCCUCACGAGAUCACUUCACUUUCGGUGCUGGUCGUCGUAUUUGUCCUGGCAUGCAUCUUGCUGAGCGCAGUCUCUUCAUUGCUGUUGCAAAAUUACUUUGGGCCUUCGAGUUCAAGGAGAAGUCUGGGAAGCCUAUUGAUAUCGAUCCUGACACUGGGUUUAUGGAUGGUAUUGUGAGGACGCCGAAGGAUUUUGAAUGCGAGAUACGGGUGAGAGAGGGACGCGAGGGAGUGCUUGAAAGGGAAUUUGCGGAGGCGAGAGAUGUGUUGGUGAAGUAUGAGUUGUGA
Alternaria novae-zelandiae is the source of this 1929-nucleotide messenger RNA. RefSeq lists its product as uncharacterized. The coding region runs from base 1 to 1929 and encodes 642 amino acids. Gene Ontology annotation, molecular function: oxidoreductase activity, acting on paired donors, with incorporation or reduction of molecular oxygen; iron ion binding; monooxygenase activity. The record is from RefSeq and is a predicted model, not a curated record. Lineage: Eukaryota; Fungi; Ascomycota; Dothideomycetes; Pleosporales; Pleosporaceae. The transcript has 3 exons.